This is a messenger RNA of Seriola dumerili (greater amberjack), 2872 nucleotides long. RefSeq names its product flotillin-1-like (gene flot1b). Gene Ontology annotation, biological process: protein localization to plasma membrane; positive regulation of cell-cell adhesion mediated by cadherin; positive regulation of endocytosis. Gene Ontology annotation, cellular component: plasma membrane. The transcript is spliced from 13 exons. Lineage: Eukaryota; Metazoa; Chordata; Actinopteri; Carangiformes; Carangidae. The record is from RefSeq and is a predicted model, not a curated record. The coding region runs from base 113 to 1396 and encodes 427 amino acids.
UUUUUGCCAUUCCUCGUAACAGCACUCUGCAUGACCGUUGCGACAGGGAAAUUAUCUGGAUUUAUUCUAAUAAGGCCUUUUACAUAUUGCCUGGAUUAUUAUCGGAAUCAAGAUGUUCUACACAUGUGGACCCAAUGAAGCUAUGGUGGUGUCUGGCUUUGGCCGUUCUCCUCCUCUAAUGAUUGCUGGAGGAAGAGUGUUUGUCUUCCCAUGUAUUCAGCAGAUCCAGAGAAUCACGCUCAACACCCUGACUCUGAAUGUGAAGAGUGACAAAGUCUACACCCGCCAUGGUGUCCCUAUCUCUGUCACUGGCAUUGCACAGGUGAAGAUCCAGGGCCAGAACAAGGAGAUGUUGGCUACUGCCUGCCAAAUGUUUAUGGGCAAGUCUGAGCCUGAGAUCGCCCAGAUUGCACUAGAAACACUGGAGGGACAUCAGAGAGCCAUUAUUGCCCAUUUGACUGUGGAGGAGAUCUACCAGGACCGUAAGAAGUUCUCUGAGCAGGUCUUUAAGGUGGCCUCAUCUGACUUGGUCAAUAUGGGAAUUGGUGUUGUCAGCUACACGCUCAAAGAUGUUCACGAUGAUCAGGACUACCUUCAUUCUCUUGGUAAAGCCAGAACAGCCCAGGUGCAGAAGGAUGCCAGGAUUGGAGAGGCUCAGUACAAAAGGGAUGCCGUCAUGAGGGAGGCCCACGCGAUGCAAGAGAAGGUGUCUGCUCAGUACAAGAAUGAAAUUGAGAUGGCAAAAGCCCAGAGAGACUACGAGCUGAAGAAGGCAGCCUAUGAUGUUGAGGUCAACACCAAGAAGGCAGAGUCAGAAAUGGCCUAUCAGCUUCAGGUGGCCAAGACAAAGCAGCGCAUUGAGGAGGAGAAGAUGCAAGUGCAGGUGGUGGAGAGGACACAGCAGAUUACUCUGCAGGACCAGGAAAUCAUGCGCAAGGAGAAGGAGCUGGAGGCCAAAGUCAAGAAGCCUGCAGAGGCAGAGAAAUACCGGCUGGAGAGGCUGGCUGAGGCACAACGCCUGCAGCUCAUCAUGGAGGCUGAGGCUGAGGCUGAGUCCAUCAGAAUGAAGGGCGAGGCAGAGGCUUUUGCCCUGGAGGCUAAGGGUCGUGCCGAGGCCGAGCAGAUGGCCAAGAAGGCCGAGGCCUUCAACCAGUACAAAGAUGGAGCCAUGGUGGAUAUGCUGCUGGAGAAACUGCCACUGAUGGCAGAGGAGAUCAGCAAGCCACUGUCGGAGGCCCAGAAGGUCACUAUGGUGUCCAGUGGCGGCUCAGAGGUGGGAGCAGCCAAACUGGCCGGAGAGGUGUUGGAUAUCAUGACCAGGCUGCCACUGGCAGUGGAGAAACUCACUGGAGUUGAUAUUUCCCUGGUUGGAGGACAGAGAGCACGUGCCCAUUAAGAACACAGACAGUAGAAAUAAUCAGGAGAGGUGUCACCAAUAUCCCUACUAGGAGAUCCACAUCUUCUCCUUGUGCCGAUUAAUCACUGUAUCGACUCCACCAAUACCGUAGUCCUGUCCGAUUAUCUGUGUGCAUGCAUGUGUUUCACUUGUGCAUCUCUUUUGCUGGUUCUUCCUCCAUCCAACACCCCGUGCCUUUUGCAUGGAGGAGGGGCUUUGUGUUGUUUCUUGUCAUACCUCUGAUCUGAGCUGUUGUGUUUUCGGCUGUGGUUGACAGCAAAAGCAGCUACAAGGGAUUCUAUCAUUGAUGAAGUUACUUUGUCUGCCUGGAGGAGAAAAAAGGCUCAACCCACUUCUGCCAGUUGUAGUCCAAGUAGAAAAUCCAGUCUGUCUUUUUACACUUGACCCUCAGUAUGCAAGUUUUUAUUAACAUUUUAUUGUGGAAAAAAAUGCUUGUUUGGUGCCUUUUAAUUCACUAAAUGCUGCUGAACUCUUUAUCACAGCAUUACCUCAUACUUUAGUUAGUGGGCGUGUUGCUUCUCUCAUUGUACUUUUAUACUAUUUACUUCACAUAACCUAGGUUUGUGUUUAUUAUAAAAGACACACAAAGCUGGGGCGGUUCUAGUGUACGCCACAUAUCUCUUUGUUGCAACUGACUACAUUACUGGGCCCAAAAUCAUAUCGGUUGUGCUGCAAGUGGAAGAAUUUUCUCUGUGCUUCAAAAUGAGGGUAAAGGAAGUGGUUAAUGGAAACAAGGUUUUGGGGUUUCCUGUGAAAAGCAACCAGAAAGUAUGUUAUGGUGGGGGAAAAAAAAUAUUUUUUGUCUUUGCUGCAGUGUCUUCUGGUGUCUUCUUUUGUAUGGCAAGAGUAAAGGACCAUCACUAACUAACCAACUAACCAGCCUGUUGCUUUGAUGUGCUUGCUGCCUGGAAUUUAAACUGAUAUACAGGAGAUAGAAUGAUUUUCCUUUUUUAUUUGUUGAACUGAUUUUCCAUCACAAUGUGAUGUUGGGUAUUACAGAUUUUGGCUGAUUGUAGGUCUUGUACUUUUAGGAGGUUCGGAAUGACACCCCAGUACCUCUGACUUGGAGUUUGGGGGCUGAUCUCUUCACAAAAUUUCCAAACGUUUUCCAUCUACCAAGCCUUAUGCAUUUUGUGACCGCCAAGUGCCUGGUCAAGACUCCUCAACAGCCAAGUCAAAUUGACUUCUGUCAGGGAAUAAUUUCUUAUAUCUAAUCAUAAGCCAUUAGCCGUCAUUAUUGACAGCUGUAGAUGAAAGCCAAAUCAGUCUUUGCUCCUUUUGUAUGUUCUUCCGACCAAUUUCUCGCUGUUGUUGCAUGUCCGUCUUUUAAACUGACAUAGGAAGUAGCUGUUACAUAGUGUGGAAGUUGUAUACUGGUGUCCAAUAUUAAAGAUUUAUAUGUAGUGAAAUGUUCUAAGAUAUUAUAGACAAUAAAAUAUAGCUUAAUCACUGAAA